AUGCGUUCGACUGCUCUGAUCACCACUGUACUUUCGCUCUUGACGGCGACUAGUUUUGCCCUUCCUGCCGAGCAAGUAGAGGGCUUGACGGCUCGUGCCAAGUGCAGCACAAAAGCUGACUGCUCUGGUGGAAAAGUGUGCAUGGUUGUUGGUUGCCAUGGACAGAUUGUAGGAUCUACCUGCGAGACAGCCAGUUACUGCAACAGUUUCCGUGCACCCACGUGCGGUGCGACUUGCAAGUAG
Messenger RNA from Bipolaris oryzae ATCC 44560, 243 nucleotides. RefSeq lists its product as uncharacterized. NCBI's taxonomy places the organism in Eukaryota, Fungi, Ascomycota, Dothideomycetes, Pleosporales, Pleosporaceae. The transcript is spliced from 2 exons. Bases 1 to 243 code for a protein of 80 amino acids. The record is from RefSeq and is a predicted model, not a curated record.